Messenger RNA from Eruca vesicaria subsp. sativa (arugula), 2770 nucleotides. The record is from the annotation of a GenBank genome assembly. Lineage: Eukaryota; Viridiplantae; Streptophyta; Magnoliopsida; Brassicales; Brassicaceae.
GUUGAAGUAAGCAAAGAAGGAGACAGAGACGACCCCAUCAUCUCCAGAUCUCACAUCUUCUAUCUUUGGCCAUUCUUGUCUUCCACUUUUGGCCUCUCCUCUGAUGGGAUCCGCAGCCGAAAUCACUGAGCCCACCACUGGGUCCGAGAAGCUCCACAAGCCUGUAGAAUUUGAAGAAGAGGACGAGGAGCAAGUUGUUGAGCUGGAAAGGAAAACGUCGUCGUUUCCUCACGGGAAGAGACCAGACAGUGCUGACGGUAGUACCAUCACCACCAACAACAGCUCCUCUUCCAGCUUUUGCGGUGAUAAUGGUACGGAAGUGAUCCCUGAUUUCCGGAACGGAGAUGGAGAGCGGAUCGGAAUUGAGAACUUGGAGGUCCCGGAGUCGCCGGAGAAAGAGACGGUGAUCGAGUUUCACGAGGAGCACCACGAGGGCAACGUCUUCUUUGACGAGGAACAAGGCUCUGAGUCAGCUGAUGCAGAAACUGAUGCUCAUGAGUCUCAAACUGCCGACAACUUAAACGCGGAGAAAAAGGAGCAAGUAGUUGAAAACGGGUCAACUUCUGAGGAUAACAAAGGAUUAUCACGUGAAAUUGAAGAAGUACAUGAGGUUGAGUUCCCGAAAGAGGUGGAUGCUGUUGUUGAUCAACGGGAUGGUGAGUUGAUAGAAGAGGAGGUGGACAUUGAAGGUGUUGAAGAUUACAAUGUGGAGAAAGUGCUGGAUAACCAAGAAACACAUGAUUUGUUCUGUCCAAACUGUAAUUCUUGCAUCACCAAAAGAGUUAUCCUCAAGAAAAGAAAACGAAAGAUCAGUCAUGGGCCUGAAGAUCCAAAGCGCGUGAAAGGACCUGACCCUAUUGUCCCUAUUCGUUCGGAGGACAAUGAACCAUCUCCAGUUGGUAGUGACAACGUUAUACACGAAUCCUUUUUCUACAAGUGCUUGUCUUGCCUCAGCAUAUUCAUACCCAAAGGGGUGGAUUCAAAGCCGGUUGCCCCCAUGGAAAAACAAACUGCUGGGGUGGAUUCAAAGCCGGUUGCUCCCAUGGGAAAUCAAACUGCUGGGGUGGAUUCAAAGCCGGUUGCUCCUAUGGGAAAUCAAACUGCUGGGGUGGAUUCAAAGCCGGUUGCUCCCGGUGAAAGUGUUGCCGAGAGGUUAAACACUCAGCCAAAGCCUCAAGAGAAAGCUACUGACCAUUCCAACUGGUUUGGUUCAGUGUUUGGAUUUAAGAAUAAAGAACCAUCUGUUCACUUUCAGCAAGGUGGAGCAAUGCCUAGUAUGCCGGAAGCUAGUCUGCCACGUGAUAACCCAAGCGUUUUAGGAAAAGAAUCAGGUUCUACUGCAAAUAUCCCAUCAAAAGGGCCAGCGCUUGUUCAGGAAGGUGCAGUAACUCCGAUUCAAGGUGUGUCAGAGAUCAGUGUCUCUGAAGCCAAUAAGCCUCUUGACACCCCUCUGAUUCAAGUUGCAAACUCAAAUGAUACAGGCAAAGGUGUCAACAGUGGAGCUACUGUUGAAAACGGAAAACAUGUUCAGGUUCCUUCAUCGGAUGAGGAGCAAACACAUCUAAAGAUCAACGGGGAUGAUGCUAGCGCAGCAGAGGAAAAUUACUCGUCAGACACAGGACGUCUCUCCCCGAUUCAACCAUCUCAUGACAUGAACAUAUCAAGCAUAGUGACUAGUGGACCUGAUGGAGUAAGAGUAGAAACUAUUAUUCACACAGACGGUGUAUCUCAUAUGUUCGAAGGAACAGACCCUAGAAAGCCAGAUUUUGGUCUGGCCAAAGUAACAGGUGUGAUGGACUCAGCUAACGGAGGAGCAAGUCAUGGAAUUGAUAUUCCACCACUUCCAGUGAGUUCGCUGGAAGAAGGAACUCUAACUGAACCGUUAGUGAGACCAGUUGCUACAGUACCAGUAGUUGAAGGACGUAAGCUAGAGAUCUUGAAAAGCAUUGUAUACGGAGGUCUGAUAGAAGCCAUCACAAGCCUCGGCGUUAUCUCAUCUGCCGCUGGUUCUGGUGCUUCAACAUUGAACAUUUUGGUAUUGGGGCUUGCAAACCUGUUUGGCGGGCUUAUUCUCAUUAUUCAUAACCUCCAAGAACUUAGAGAGGAUGAACCCAUAAGAACAAUAACAACAACAACAACAGAGGAUAACCAAACUAACGUUCAAGAAGAAGAUAGGUACAAGAGACUCCUAGGAAGAAGAGAAAACUUCACGCUUCACGUAACAGUCGCAAUACUUUCCUUCAUAAUCGCCGGACUACUCCCUCCUAUAGUCUACUACUUCUCAUUCAGCAAAACACACAACAGAGACUACAAAGUAGCAUCAGUCUUCGGAGCAUCUCUGAUUUGCAUCGUCUUGCUGGCUAUAGCCAAAGCUAGGGUGAGGAGCCCGAGAGGAAGCUACCUGAAGAGUGUUCUGAAAUACGCGAUGAUUGCUGUGUCGGUGUCAGGGAUAUCUUACGUGGUUGGUAACUUUUUGGAUCAGUUGCUGGAGAAGUACGGAUGGUCUGAUGGAUCUGAAACUCCAGCUAGUGAGAUGAUGCUUGCACUUAUGGGGAGAAAGGCUGGUAGCUUUGGAUACUCAUCAUCAUACUGAAACUGAAUCUUUGUCAAACUCAUGCUACUUUGAUCUUUCAAGCUGUGCUUUGAGAGCUCUCGUUAGACUUUUUUUUGUUUCCUUUUUAAACAAAACCUUUGUUGUGACUUGUGAGUGUAGAAGUCGUUUCCAAGUGUACGAAAGCACAAAUAAAACAGUUUGCCAUUUUCUAUUCAG